Metschnikowia bicuspidata var. bicuspidata NRRL YB-4993 is the source of this 891-nucleotide messenger RNA. It is a transcript of the gene CTP1, whose product is annotated as Ctp1p. Lineage: Eukaryota; Fungi; Ascomycota; Pichiomycetes; Serinales; Metschnikowiaceae. The record is from RefSeq and is a predicted model, not a curated record. Gene Ontology annotation, molecular function: tricarboxylate secondary active transmembrane transporter activity. The transcript is spliced from 2 exons. Gene Ontology annotation, biological process: mitochondrial citrate transmembrane transport. Bases 1 to 891 code for a protein of 296 amino acids.
AUGUCAAAAAAUCCAGAGAAGUCAUCAAUUCACCCAUUCAAAUCGUUUGUCGCAGGCGGCACUGCGGGCGCCAUCGAGGGCGUGAUCACAUACCCGUUUGAGUUCGCCAAGACCAGAUUGCAGUUGGUGGACAAGUCAUCGAAGGCAUCGAGAAACCCUUUGGUGUUGAUCACCAAUGUCGCCAAGACCCAGGGCGUGUCGUCGCUCUAUGUCGGGUGUCCUGCAUUCGUGGUGGGAAACACCGUGAAGGCGCUGGUCCGGUUCCUUGGUUUCGACUCCAUGAAGGCCCUUUUGGCCGACCGGGACGGCAAGUUGUCCGGCCCUCGGGGCGUACUUGCAGGACUCGGUGCAGGACUCUUGGAGUCUGUCAUUGCCGUGACUCCCUUCGAGGCCAUCAAGACGGCGCUCAUAGACGACAAGCAGGCUGCCAAACCCAAGUAUCAGUCGGGGCUUGUUUCCGGAACAGUGAAGUUAGUGAGAGACAUGGGCUUCCGGGGCAUGUACGCAGGCGUGGUUCCUGUUUCGUUGAGACAGGCCUCGAACCAGGCCGUGCGUUUGGGCUCGUAUAAUGCCAUCAAGACCAUGAUCCAGCUGGCCACCAACACCAAGGCCUCGGAGCCUUUAUCUUCUGCGGCGACAUUUGCCGUGGGGUCUUUUGCGGGCAUUGUCACCGUGUACACGACCAUGCCCAUUGACACGGUGAAAACGAGAAUGCAGGCGUUGGGCGCCGACAAGCUCUACUCGUCCACGUUGAACUGUUUUGUGAAAAUCUUCAAGGAGGAAGGGUUGUUGACGUUCUGGAAGGGCGCCACGCCCAGAUUGGGCCGUUUGGUGUUGAGCGGAGGCAUUGUGUUCACGAUUUACGAGAAGAUGCUCGUGUUGAUGGCUUAA